Molecule: messenger RNA, 804 nt
Organism: Zophobas morio
Lineage: Eukaryota; Metazoa; Arthropoda; Insecta; Coleoptera; Tenebrionidae
Product: collagenase-like
Exons: 6
Coding region: 1-804 (267 amino acids)
Biological process (GO): proteolysis
Molecular function (GO): serine-type endopeptidase activity
Source: RefSeq, a predicted model, not a curated record
AUGUUGAAAUAUAUAUUUUAUCUAUGUUUUUACAUUCUGCUGGUCGACACUUCAUCACUUCAAAGUGAUUUGUCCGAAAAAAUACCCUUCCAUAAAAUAAAUGGGCGUAUUCUAAAUGGAGAAAAUGCAACCCUAGGACAGUUUCCUUGGCAUGUAGGUGUACUUACAGCUAACAACUACUCUGCACUAUGGUGUAGUGGCAGUAUUAUCAGUGAAGAAUGGAUAUUGACAUCCGCUCAGUGCAUAAAUGGAGGAAUGGUGACUUACGUCUAUGCUGGACUUAUCGAUCUUGAAGCACCUGCUGUACUAGUGCUAGCGGAUGUACGUAUUUUACACGAAGACUUUGAUGCGACUACUCUUGCCAACGACAUUGGUCUCGUGCAGCUUAGAACACCAUUGGAAUUUGACGAUGCUGUCGCACCAAUUGCUUUGGCUUCUGAUCCCCUUAAUGCUGGAGCAGACAUAACAGUGACUGGUUUUGGACAAACUUCUGAUGACGAUUUUCAAAUUGGUCAAUUUUUAAAUUUUGUUACUCUGACUACUAUUGAAAACAGCGAAUGCAGUGAGACUUACGGAGACGCUAUACUUGAGGGAAUGGUUUGUGCUGCAACUGGAGAUGACCCAGUUAAAGGUCCUUGCAUUGGCGAUAGUGGUGGACCUGGGGUAAUAAAUGCUGAUUCCGAUCCAGUUCUUGUAGCUGUUAAUAGUUUCAUUAGUGGUACGGGAUGUGAAAGCGGAAAUCCUGCCGGAUAUACAAGAGUUGAUUAUUACAGAGAUUGGAUUGAAGAGAAUAGUGGUGUAUAA